This is a messenger RNA of Schistocerca americana (American grasshopper), 1378 nucleotides long. Its product is annotated as ELL-associated factor 1-like. Gene Ontology annotation, cellular component: super elongation complex. The transcript is spliced from 5 exons. Gene Ontology annotation, molecular function: transcription elongation factor activity. Gene Ontology annotation, biological process: positive regulation of DNA-templated transcription; regulation of transcription elongation by RNA polymerase II. Bases 264 to 1187 code for a protein of 307 amino acids. Lineage: Eukaryota; Metazoa; Arthropoda; Insecta; Orthoptera; Acrididae. The record is from RefSeq and is a predicted model, not a curated record.
AUCUUUACUGUGACUGCUGACAGCUGUUGUGGUUGGAGAAGCAAGUGUCUGGUCUCGGUAUUGAUUGUUGUGUGCAGAUUUAUUGACGAACGUUGACCGUUUUGUGUACAUGUAAACAUUUUCACCAGAAUGUGGGCGUGUAUGCAGAUUACAAGGAAAGUAGAAUGCUUGAGCGUUACCCAGGAAAUAUGAAGAGGUUGUGAAUCUGCAACCAAAUAUAUAAUUGAGAUAUAAAUUUGCCUUUCGGCAACCUAGUAACUCUUAUGCGAAAGUCUGUCCCAAAACAUGUCGGCAGCGCCAGCAGAACGAUGGCAGAUCAGUUGGGUGUGGGCUCUGGGGUGAUGGAGCUAAAACUGGGUCAGAGUUUUACAAGUAAAAAUUCGGCAUCAUUUCAUACAUUACGAUAUGACUUCAAACCAGCGAGUGUCGAUAUGACAAAGAAGGCAACAGUAGCUGUAGGUGAAAACCACCAAGUUACUGUAACUGUACCUCAUAUGGAUGGAGCAGGAACUCCACAAACAAUAUUUAAAGGCUCUCAUCGACCAUAUAAGAAAGAGUGUGUUCUCAUAUUUGAUAGAAAAACUGGGGAGGUGACAUUAGAGAAGCUUACACACAACGUGCAAGUGAAGAAAACACGCUCUGAACCAAAACAUAACAAACAAGUUCCAUUUCCUCAGCAUCAAGAAGAUAUUAAGCCACCAGCUUCUAAACAGCCAACUAGAAGUGGCAGUGGUAAUCAAAAGAAAACAUCAGCGUCAUCACGUCCAAAAAAUCAUAGAGAGGCACAAGCACAGCAGAUGGCAUCAUCUCUGUCAACAGUUGUACCUCGACAUUCGCCUCUGCAUGCCUCUCCAUCAUAUCCCCAGAAAAAGUCACCACACAUGCCUGUUGCUGCCAGUUUGCCAGUUAUUGGAGAACUGACUGCUAUCAAAACAGCGGCUUCUCCGACUUCAGAUACUGAGCGAUCACUGAGUUAUGGGCAGGGUCAGCAGUCAUCUGACAUUUAUCUCUCCGAAUCAUCAUCAGAUAGUUCGGAUGAGUCAGGCGCAGAAGGUCAUCAGAAAGCUACAGAAUGUUCUCCAUCUUAUAAUAAUGGUAGAGCUAAUGCAGUUAAAUGCAGAUACUCACCAGGUGCACAACUGCUAAAUGAAGACCUGCAGCUUUCUGAAUCAGGAUCAGAUGACUGACAAGUUCCAUGCUCAUUAUUACUGUACUGCUUAUAAUAAUGUAGCCAAACUAGACUCUCAGUUUUGUAAGCAAACAUUAUUGGUACAGUUUCUUUGAACAGUUUCAUUUGAGAGUUUUUUCACUCAAUUGUUUGUGUGAUUAUUAAAUCAUAGUUCCUCUUUACCUGCAUAUUAAAAAGUGAGAAACUGCA